Molecule: messenger RNA, 8836 nt
Organism: Perognathus longimembris pacificus (Pacific pocket mouse)
Lineage: Eukaryota; Metazoa; Chordata; Mammalia; Rodentia; Heteromyidae
Gene: Cnksr2
Product: connector enhancer of kinase suppressor of Ras 2
Exons: 21
Coding region: 53-2752 (899 amino acids)
Biological process (GO): regulation of signal transduction
Cellular component (GO): cytoplasm; membrane
Molecular function (GO): protein binding
Source: RefSeq, a predicted model, not a curated record
UUCGGUUCGGUGGCGGAGCUCCGCACUCCACGCGGAAGCCACCCCAGUGCCCAUGGCUCUCAUAAUGGAACCAGUGAGCAAAUGGUCUCCGAGUCAAGUCGUGGACUGGAUGAAAGGUCUUGAUGACUGUUUGCAGCAGUAUAUUAAGAAUUUUGAGCGAGAGAAGAUCAGUGGAGACCAGCUACUUCGCAUUACACAUCAGGAGCUAGAAGAUCUUGGCGUCAGCCGCAUUGGCCAUCAGGAACUGAUCUUGGAAGCAGUUGACCUUCUGUGUGCACUGAAUUAUGGCUUGGAAACAGAAAAUCUCAAAACUCUUUCACACAAGUUGAAUGCAUCUGCCAAAAAUCUACAGAACUUCAUAACAGGAAGAAGGCGGAGUGGCCAUUAUGAUGGGAGGACCAGCCGGAAAUUGCCAAAUGACUUUCUGACCUCAGUUGUGGACCUGAUUGGAGCAGCCAAGAGUCUGCUUGCCUGGUUAGACAGGUCACCAUUUGCUGCUGUGACAGACUAUUCAGUGACACGGAAUAAUGUUAUUCAGCUCUGCUUGGAAUUAACGACAAUUGUGCAACAGGAUUGUACUGUUUAUGAAACUGAAAAUAAAAUUCUGCAUGUGUGUAAAACUCUUUCUGGAGUCUGUGACCACAUCAUCUCCCUGUCGUCAGAUCCUCUGGUUUCACAGUCUGCUCACCUGGAAGUGAUCCAGCUGGCAAAUAUCAAACCAAGUGAAGGGCUGGGUAUGUAUAUUAAGUCAACAUAUGAUGGCCUCCAUGUAAUUACUGGAACCACAGAAAAUUCACCUGCAGAUCGGUGCAAGAAAAUUCAUGCUGGGGAUGAAGUGAUUCAAGUUAAUCAUCAGACUGUGGUGGGGUGGCAGUUGAAAAAUUUGGUGAAUGCACUACGAGAGGACCCGAGUGGUGUUAUCUUAACUUUGAAAAAGCGACCUCAGAGCAUGCUUACCUCAGCACCAGCUUUACUGAAAAAUAUGAGAUGGAAGCCCCUUGCUCUGCAGCCUCUUAUACCUAGAAGUCCCACAAGCAGCGUUGCCACGCCUUCCAGCACCAUCAGUACACCUACCAAAAGAGACAGUUCUGCCCUCCAGGACCUCUACAUUCCCCCUCCUCCUGCAGAACCAUACAUUCCAAGGGAUGAAAAAGGAAACCUUCCUUGUGAAGACCUCAGAGGACAUAUGGUGGGCAAGCCAGUGCAUAAGGGAUCUGAAUCACCAAAUUCAUUUCUGGAUCAGGAAUAUCGAAAGAGGUUUAACAUUGUUGAAGAAGACACUGUCCUGUAUUGCUAUGAAUAUGAAAAAGGAAGAUCAAGCAGUCAAGGAAGGCGAGAGAGCACCCCAACUUAUGGCAAGCUACGACCUAUAUCUAUGCCAGUGGAAUAUAAUUGGGUGGGGGACUAUGAAGAUCCAAAUAAGAUGAAGAGAGAUAGUAGAAGAGAAAACUCUCUUCUUCGAUACAUGAGCAAUGAAAAAAUUGCUCAAGAAGAAUACAUGUUUCAGAGAAACAGCAAAAAAGAUACAGGAAAGAAGUCAAAAAAGAAGGGCGAUAAAAGUAAUAGCCCAACUCACUAUUCAUUGCUACCUAGUUUGCAAAUGGAUGCUCUGAGACAAGACAUCAUGGGCACACCUGUGCCAGAGACCACACUAUACCAUACAUUUCAGCAGUCAUCUCUGCAACACAAAUCCAAGAAGAAAAACAAAGGGCCUAUAGCAGGCAAGAGCAAAAGGCGAAUUUCUUGUAAGGAUCUUGGCCGUGGUGACUGUGAGGGCUGGCUUUGGAAAAAGAAAGAUGCAAAGAGUUAUUUUUCACAGAAAUGGAAGAAAUAUUGGUUUGUUCUAAAGGAUGCAUCUCUGUAUUGGUACAUUAAUGAAGAGGAUGAAAAAGCAGAAGGAUUCAUCAGUUUGCCUGAAUUUAAGAUUGACAGAGCCAGUGAAUGCCGCAAGAAAUAUGCAUUCAAAGCCUGUCAUCCUAAAAUCAAAAGCUUUUAUUUUGCUGCUGAACAUCUUGAUGACAUGAACAGGUGGCUUAACAGAAUUAAUAUGCUGACUGCAGGAUAUGCGGAAAGAGAGAGGAUUAAGCAAGAGCAAGAUUAUUGGAGUGAGAGUGACAAGGAAGAAGCAGACACUCCGUCAACACCAAAACAGGACAGUCCUCCACCUCCCUAUGAUACUUACCCACGGCCUCCCUCUAUGAGUUGUGCUAGCCCUUAUGUGGAAGCAAAGCACAGCCGACUUUCCUCUACGGAGACCUCUCAGUCUCAGUCUUCCCAUGAGGAGUUCCGCCAAGAAGUAACUGGGAGCAGUGCAGUGUCCCCCAUUCGCAAGACAGCCAGUCAGCGCCGUUCCUGGCAGGAUUUAAUUGAGACGCCCCUGACAAGUUCGGGCUUACACUAUCUUCAGACUCUGCCCCUGGAGGAUUCUGUCUUCUCUGACUCCGCAGCCAUCUCCCCUGAGCACAGGCGGCAGUCCACCCUUCCGACUCAGAAGUGCCAUCUACAGGAUCAUUAUGGGCCGUACCCCCUCGCUGAGAGCGACCGGAUGCAAGUGCUAAAUGGCAAUGGGGGCAAGCCUCGAAGUUUCACUCUGCCUCGAGAUAGUGGGUUCAACCACUGCUGUCUGAAUGCGCCAGUUAGUACCUGUGACCCGCAAGAUGAUGUGCAGCCCCCAGAGGUGGAGGAAGAGGAGGAGGAGGACGAAGAAGAAGAAGGAGAGGCAGCAGGGGAAAACAUAGGAGAAAAAAGCUAAUACACUGCGAGAGUUGAUAGAACCUCUCCAUGCCAAAUCGGAUCCACUUCUGUUGGCACUCAACCAUUGGACUCACAGAUUGAUAAGCUAAUGUUUAGAGAAUUUAGAUCGGAGAGAGUCGGCACGGCACAGACUCAACAUCAACCUCUUGCAAGCAACUAAAAUGGCCUCGUCCUUGCUGUUUAUAACAGAAAACAGACUUGUAAAAAGCUUAGAUCAUCAAGUGUUUUGGAUUGGAGGUCUCCCUAAAGGGAAAUUAAGAGGGCCAGGCCACUCUUAAGAAGAAUUCGAGCUUUCUACAGUGGCACUAGCAUAAGAUCAAAGCCAAUCAAGAUGGAGCACAGUAACAGAAAACUGCUGUUUCUAUGGGAGAAUGGAAGGGAAAAGGGUCUUGAUGGGGAAAGGGCUGUGUGUGGUGACACUUCAGUUGUAUUCUUCUGACAUCAGGAAAAAGAGAGGGAUCAGCUCGGAUAAACAGAAAAUCCUGGCUGUUUAUGGACUCUUCAGUGGCCUCUUUAAGGCAGAGCAAAGGAAGCUAAUUCUGUAUUUAAGUGUAUUUUGCAUUUUUCAAACUUAACGUGCUGUAUUGUACUAAAUUAAGUGUAAUCUUUUGAGGCAAGGUAUACACAACCUGCUCUGAAACUUAAUAUGUUUAUUCUAUUACAAAGCAUAUUCAGGUGCAAGACAGAGACUGCUGUCAGUGGCAGUACUAAAAGGAAGGUCCUCAUGCCAGGCUUUCUUAGAUUCCUCAACUAAAAUACUUUCUCUUAAUUUCUUGGCACUUGUAUACAAGUGUUGUUGCCUUUUAGGACAGGCAUGAGCUAUUCUUUUUCUGUAAAACUUUCCAAAUCUAUAGGCUGUAGUUUUCAUUUUUGAGAAAGUAUUUUGUCUUUCAAACUAGCUUCAGAUAUUAUUUAAUAUAAUGUAACUGGGUCCCCUAUGGCUCAGUAUUGCUUAUUUUUCUUCUGUGGUGGAUGUGAAAUUUUCUUUAGUUGGAUAAGAUAUACUGUAAUAAUUUCAAUGCUAAUUAAUGGAUAUUUCAUACUGUGAAACGAACAAAUUAUUUAACAUUGUAUUUUGACAUGUUUUUUUCUCCCUGUCGCCGCAGUGUGUGGUAUUGCAUAAUGUGAAUACCUGUAAAAAUAUAAAUUACUUAAAAAUAAAAAAUAUGACCAAUUGGUAUCAGAUCUUUUUAGAUAGCUUAAUAUUUGCUAAGUAUGCUUGAUAGUAAAUAUCUUUCUAAAAAAGAAAUAAUCUAUGCUUCUUUCUCUCUCACAAAUGGAAUUUGUGUUGUGAAUAAAAUCACGCCUUACAAUUGCCUCUGUGCUCUAACCAUGUUAAUGUGUUUUAGUAUAUAUAAAAUUGGUGAUUGUGGUAUGCAAAAAUCCAUCCCAAAAGCUUCUUAUUGGCAUUUAAUAUUAACAUAAUUGUCUUGGGUCAUUCUUCCUGUUUAAGUCAUAGUCAAGUUUUAUGGUCUGAAGAACUAUAGUUUUUUUCUCAUUAAGGAAUAUGAUGACUCUACAUUAAUUUUCAAAUGUAGUCAUCCCUUUGCUUGGGUUUUAAACUUCCCUCUUCAUUAAUUUCUGCCUACGAAUUAGGUAGUUUGCCCUCCAUUUCAGUUACUUAAGUUUUCUAAAUUACUUAUUUCAAUUUUAAACUGUCAUUUAUAUCUUUGAUUGUCCUUCAAGGAAACAUUCCUUCUUUGAGUUAGUAAAUCAACCCUAAGUACACCAAUACUUUGCCAUCUGAACUAUUCAUCAUCAUAAUUAUUGUACUCUGAAAAUUCAACCACUGCCAUAUAUUUGUUUUUAAACCACACAAUCUGGUAAAAUUGUAUACUCAGAGAAAGAAGUGUAGCAUAAGCUUUAGUUCUUUUGUUGCAUCUUUAUGGAAGUAAGCUUUACUGUUGUAAAGGAAUUCUUAGACACAAACUUUUGUUGAAAUACAUUGGUGACCUUAUAAGUAUGGGCUUUUCUCCUGUUUAAGAAAAAAACUUAAUGUUGAUAGAGCCACUGAACUGGCCCUUUAAAGGUCUUUUUCUUCUCACUAAAAUACAUAUCUAGCAGAGAAAUUAUUGCCCUAAGAGCAAUACUGUGGUAUUGUUAUUUUGCCUGAAACAAAUAAAUAACUUCUGAUUAUGAAACAGGUAGUUGACUAAAGAAGCAAACUUUUUGAAGUUUCACUUUUUUUCCUAAUACCAAAUUGCCCUUACCUCUCCUCACCUUUACAACCCUUGGUACAGCUCAUUCAUUGACUUAUUUUGGAAACAUGAAUCAAGAAAGCUAGUAUUUAAGUAUAAAACAGUUCAAAUUAUGGUGUGAAUCCUUGCAUACUCAAAUUAUCUUUCAUAUACAACUGCCAAAUAUAAAAGUGUGUCACCUUACAUAUAAGUAAAAUGUUCUUUGGCGCAUACUAGUAAAUUAGUAUUCAUAGAAAAUAUCCCUGUGGCCUCAAUGUGAAUGUUGAUUUCCCUUUGUGGCAAAAAUAGUGUCCCAUAUACUUGAUAUCCUCAGUCAAGAAGAGUUAAAAUACUCUCUGGUUGUAUAAAAAAACAAAUAAGUGCCUCUCAGAAUUAACUAGUGACUAACACUACUCUGUCCAGCCUUCUCUCCUCUUGGUGACCUAACCUUUCCCAACCUUCUGUGUUCAUCACACAGCUAUGUUGUGGAAAGAAGAACUGUUUCCAUGAAGACAUCAUUGCCCAAUUUGAAGAGUGCACAGUUCCCUUCCAGAACAUGCACCAGAAACUAUUAGCCAUUUUUGGCUUCAUUCUUCAAGAACUAAAUUGGUAUACUUAUUGGUUUGGCUUUCAUCUUUUACUCUCCUUCAACAUUGGCAUUGCAGGGGUAGGGAAAUGGGGAGGACACCAAAGUAAAAUUUGGGUCACCAUCAUAUUCUCUCCUUAAAUUUUCACCAAAAACAUGACCAACAUUAUAGAAUAGUCCUUACUCAGGAUGUAGUCACCUAAUAGGGGGACCAGUUUGUGUGGAAAAUAGAGAAACCUGUCUCUCCAUUAGAAUUUGUUGAGUACUUAAAACACUGUGCCAGGUAGAGAAAUGGGAAAUGCAAAAUGUGAGUGACACAAAUUCCCCUCACAGGAAAGUCACACAGUGCUGUCUCUGAAGCAGAAUGCAUAGACAUCUAUUGACGCAUAGGAAGAAAAUUGUGAGAAUUUCUCCUUGGGUUUUGUAUCUUAUCGUUUUAGCUUUUUCUUUUGUACAUGUUUUAUUUAACUGUUAGUAUACAUGAAUGCAUGCAUGGCCAUUAACGACAAAAAUGUUUAAACCGGUAAAAUCUAUAAUCCAAAAAAGUAUGGAAAUUAUUGAUCCUAAAUGUAAAGUGUACAUUAAGCAGAGAAAUUUAAUAUUUGACAAAUGAAUUAUCACCUGCUAAUAUACAGUUUUCCAGAGGUUCUAAUGAACUGGCAAUUUUUUAUUAGAUGAUCUUUUCUUUGAGUUUUUAUUUAUCACUUACUACCUGGGAUCCUAUAUAAGCUCUAAGAAUCAAACAAUGAACUGUUGUGGUGUUCACUAUGUUCUAGAUUCACAAUAUUUCAUGCUGGAGCAGAAUGUGUAUGAGAAAAUAAAGAGGAUCUUCUUUCAUCCCUGCCAAGUACAACACAGCCAGAAAUAACCCUCCUUUGGCACAGAAUACAAGUUAAUUACUUAAUUUUGAUCCUCAGUCUAUCAGUCAAUGAAAUGCUAUGUAGGAAAGAGGACUAUAUAUAAAGUCCCUGCUUUACUAAACAAAAAUGUGUAAUGUGACAGGACAAAUUUACAUAAGUAUGAAUAUAAUUUGGGGAAAUUUAUUUCUGCACAGGUCUAGAUUUCUAGAAUAGAAAUUAAAAUGUCAUUACAGCAGUGAUACACUUCCUGAUUAGAAAUCACACAAGAUUCCUAUAUAUGUCCUUUGCUUUCAACGUGGUCUAAGCUUUGCCAAUUUUCAGAAACAUUCAUUUAAAUUGAAAAAAAAAAGGUGAUUUUCAGCCAGUGUUGCAAUGACUGAACUGGCACAUUGCACGACAAUAAGGCGGGACACAGGCCUCACCGAGUGCUUGCCUCAUCUUCCAAAACAAGCCUCUGCUAAGAACAGAAAAGCAAGGGUGGAAGAGAGAAUCCUGAAGAGAAAUGAGAAGGAGAUAAAGAAGAAGAGGGCAAAAAGAGAAGAAACUAAAGGUGCUUUCAUAUUUUCAGUUGCAACAUUAGCCCUCGUUGACUUAACUGGUAUUCAUCUGAGAAAAAUCAAAGAAACCAAUUGAAAAUUAUAAAAGAAAAUAAAGGUCUGUUUUUGUCUUGAAUGUUGAGUUCUGUGUUGUUUUGACUGUUGAGCACAGUGAAUCAGAUUUAUAAUGUGACUCUGCCCCUCACCCUGUUCCCCUGAGAAUAAAAGGACUCUUUGUCCAGUCAUAAAAUGUUAAAUAAUUGGUGGCAUUUUGUGGUAGCCUGGCAUCUUAGUCCCUUAUCCUUACUCAUCCCUCUACUGUGUCUUGUGCAGUGUUGAAUAUGUGUAUGAUAUGUAGGGGACUGAGAGAGGCUUUCUUAUCUCUAAUAGGAGCCACACUAUCCCAUUACUAUACUUGGAAAUGUUUCUAUGUUCCGUCUUAUUGUGAAUUCUUGUUCAAAUGUGCUACCCAGAGAUAAAUCCAUACUCAAUUCUUCUUACAGCUGUUGAACCAGAUACUUUGUGGAAUUAUGUUGUCAUUUAGUUGAGUGCUUUUCUCCCUGGUACCAUCAAGAAGAGGGGGAAAAAUCACAUUUUAUUUUUAAUAUGUAUAUAUGUCACUUUUAUAUUAAAUUCUUAAAACUCCAUUAAAAUCUUAGUUAAAAAACAAUUAUCUGCCCCGGUAUUCCACAACGUUAAGAGCUAGAGAAAUAGAAACCUGGGUCAAAAAUUAAAAACAAAAUAUGUACCAGGUACAGUAUGAGGCAAUAUGGAGAAAUGUUUCCUUAAAAUAAAAAAAAAUUGCUAUGUAAAAAUCUACCUCCUUUAAGUCUUAAAACUAUAAUCUGAAUCCAUUUUUGCCUUCACUUUUUUCUAGAACUGGAAAAGUAAUAAUAUAUUAGGCCACCUGACACCUUAACAACCAUAAUUCUCAUCUGUUAAGCCUCCCUUUUGUACCUACCCUCUCUGUGAAAUUACAACUGUUUUAGAUACAGUCUUGCCUUGAGAGGAAGAAAAAGAAUGAAUAACUACUAAAUAAUUGCCUAGAGUCCUUUCCUGGCCUACGAUUUUAUGAAGUGGAAUUACUCUGUUCAAAUGUGUCCUUGUUUUUACAACUCCAUUAAAGUAUUCUAAAUGAUCAUAUGGUUUUGUGCUUUCCUCCUUCCAAAGCAUUCUUAGUUAAAAUUCUCUUAGAUCCAUCUUGCUUUUUAACUCACAAGUCAAGUCCUCUUUUUUUACAAUCAUCUAUCUACCCAUCCAUCAAAAUCUUCUAGGUGUUGAAAAUUUUCAAAACUGAGCCAAUAGAGAAUUUUUUAAACUAUUAUUUAAGAAUUUUUUAUUUUGGAAUAUAAUUCUAUUUUAGAUGUAUGUUUAGAAACUUUAAAUCACUAUAGAGGAAAUUUGUAAUUGAAAGACUAAAUGAUUAUACCUACCAUUAGGUUCCAAUCUCAGUUAGCAAAGCCAAAAAUUAAAUAUGCAUUUUUAACAAAUUUGUAAUCCUAAAGGUGAUCCCUUCCAAUUAAAGUAUAUUUGGGGAGUUUUUGAGCCAUCUUAUUUAGAUACAAUCUUUUUAAAUAUUAAAAUGAUUCCUUUUUAAAGAGCCUCAUGUUAAUUAAUAUCUACUGUUAAAAACAUAGUUGAAAUAAUUAACAUCCUAAUUUCUUGGGCUAGACUAUCCAGUUAGUAUUAUAGCUCCAUCACACACAAAGAGUGACCUUGAACAAGGUACUUCCUGCUAUAAAAUGAAGAUCAAAUAGAAAUACUUAAGUGUUGCUCUGAGGAUUAAAUGAGGUCAUGAAUGUUAAGCAUUCGCUCUAAUGCUUGGCACAUAUAAUGUUAAAUAGUACUAUUAUUACCAGUUAAGGAAUCUUCUUUUAAAACUCUGGUCAUCUAUUAAUAGAAACAUUAUAUAAUCCUGUCUAU